AUGGACAUUGAGGUGGACAUCCAGGAGGAGGACAUGGAGGGCUCGUGGACCCUGCUGUCGUGGCUGGCCUCCUGUGUGAUGGUAUUUGGAGGGGCCCUGCCCUACGUGCCUCAGUACCAGGAGAUCCAGAGGAGCAGCAACACUGAGGGAUUCUCCACCCGCGUCUGUCUGCUUCUGCUCAUCGCCAACAUCCUACGCAUCUUCUUCUGGUGAGGCCAGGGGAGAGAGGGUUCACUGGGGACAGAUUACAUUGGGUAUAUGCACAGUGUACACAUCCAGUGAAACUGCCAGGAGCUAUGUAAAGCAAACAGUUCAAAAUAAACAGAAGAAACCUACAAAUUAUUGUACAGUAUGCUCACAUGGUGACCUAAUGAAACAAUUCACUUGUGAGCAUACAACAGUGCAGGUUUGUUUUGUUUACUUGAAACAUGGAUAGAGAAGUGGAUAGAGGAAAUGAGAAGCAUUGUCUGCACUGACAUUGUGAUUUGAUUAACCACUGUAAUGUUGUCUACCUACAGGAUAGGGAAGCAGUUUGAACUGACUCUGCUCCUCCAGAGUGUAGUGAUGAUCAUUACCAUGCUGGCUAUGCUCCAUCUCUGCUGCAACAUCCAGCACGCAAACCGCGUCAGCACCAAACAGCACCACUUCACAGGUAACUCAACCAAACCAUAA
Coregonus sp. 'balchen' is the source of this 672-nucleotide messenger RNA. The record is from the annotation of a GenBank genome assembly. Lineage: Eukaryota; Metazoa; Chordata; Actinopteri; Salmoniformes; Salmonidae.